AACGAUAAAAAAGAAUUAGUGAUUUUAAUCAAAACUGUGAAAUUAGAUGAAAAAAAACUUAUUUAAAAAGCGUGAGUAUGGCGUUUGAGUAUUUGGCUUACGAUUUAUCGCGUGGAGAGGAGGAAGUGAGCCCUCAAAUAGUUGAUCGAAGUUUGCUCCGGCAUGUGGACAAUCCUUUCGAUUUGGAUGCAGGGGAGUUCCAGAAGUUAUUCCGUUUAACUCCAGACUUGACUGAGGACGUAGUUUCGCAGCUUGACAGCCAUCUGAGAGGUUCCAGAGUAACAGCGAUUUCGACUGAAAAACAGGUUCUAGCUGCACUGCGAUUUUUUGCAACCGGGUGUUAUCAACGACCCGUAGGUGAGCAAUGGGGAAUAUCUAUGAGCCAGUCGUCCGUUAGCCGUAGCAUUCAUCGGGUAACAGCUGCAAUCAACAGCUCCAUGUUUUGCGCAAAGGUGAGAUUUCCCAUGACCCAAGUGGAGCGGCAAGCGGCAAAAGAAAAUUUUGCUUCAGCAACCUCCCCGUUUGUGGGAGGUACCAUUGGAGCUAUCGAUUGCACGCACGUGUCAAUUUUGGCCCCGAAACGUCAUGAAGAAGCGUAUGUCAACCACCACGGCUACCAUUCGCUUAAUGUCCAAAUGAUAUGUGAUCCUACACUUAAAAUUUUAAACGUAAAUGCCAAAUUUCCGGGAGCACGGCACGAUGCAUACAUUUGGAGUUCCUCUGCGGUGCGAAUGGUUAUGCAACGGAAUUUUGAAAUUGGAAACCAUAACUUAUUUUUGAUUGGUGAUUCCGGGUACCCUUUGGAGCCUUGGCUGAUGACUCCUCUAACAAACCAACCGGAAGGUACUCCGAAAUUCUUGUACAAUGAGGCAUUGUGCAAAGCUCGUAACCCAGUUGAGAGACUUUUUGGUGUUCUUAAGGCAACGUGGCGGUGCUUGUCUCAACAAAGGACACUCUUGUACGAUCCAGGAUUUACUGGACAAGUAGUUAACGCGUGCUCUGUUUUACAUAAUAUUCGUUUAGGAGAAGGAAUAUACCAGACCGAAAAUGAAUUCACAGAGCCCAGAACAAACGACAUUUUUGUAAACCAAGAUGCACCAUCCUCAACAGCAAAGCGCAUCCAAGACCGACUGAUUGCUAAUUUUUUUACUUAAAUACUACUUUCACUCAUAAUCAUUCCGCAUACAUAUCUAUGUGAACACUCGGGUAUAAAUAGUUAAAACAUUUUCAUAUUUAUUGUUAAAACCUUUUAUUGAACAAAAUUAUAUGCAGAUUCAAUAAAAACAAUUCAGUCUUUAACUUCAGUUUACAUACAGUUUUAGGUUACAGGCACAUAAAUCUAUUUAUGUAUAUAGGUAUGCAUAAGCGUAUGUACACAUGGUUUAUAAAUUCAAAGAUCAGUCUAUUUGUAAAAACGAAAACAAUACAUUUUAAUUCAU
Molecule: messenger RNA, 1439 nt
Organism: Anastrepha obliqua
Lineage: Eukaryota; Metazoa; Arthropoda; Insecta; Diptera; Tephritidae
Product: putative nuclease HARBI1
Exons: 4
Coding region: 78-1154 (358 amino acids)
Source: RefSeq, a predicted model, not a curated record